GGAAAACUGGGACAUGUUUUCAAACUGUUACUCCACUCUAAUGAAUUUCUAUUUUUUGUGAAGUGGAAAAAUCCAUAUUAUUAUUACAAAAGGAGAAACUAACAACUGAACGAUGUUUAAGAAAUACUGAAUUAUAUUGUUUUGUUCAAAUUUUAUCCUGGGAGUUUGUUUGAUUUAAUAGUAAUCUGUUCCAAAUGUAUGAAAUACAAAUAAUGAAACACACACACACACACACACACACACACACACACACACACACACACAUAUAUAUACAUGACUACAGCACAAUAUAGUUUUUUUGUUGUUUUUUUUCGCAAACUCGUACUGUAGGCGUCCACCUUCUGGUAAAAAGUACUCCAUUUUGAAACAACCUGUGUGACGUGUCAUAGGACUUCACAUCCAUGCAUGCAAAAAUCUAUCAAGGUCAGCUUUGCACAGGAAAUCCAUAGAAAGUUAGCAGGCAGCAGUGUUAAUAGGGUUUCUUGAUAAAAACCAACCGCGACAGGAAGGCGAAGUUCCUGCGAAUUAAAUACCGACAUAACUCUGAAAACAGGAAAACAUUUGGGUACCUGCAUUGCAAGACGUGGACAGUGCCCGACCCUUGGAGAGGCAGCAAAGAUUGGACAGAUGCCAUUAAUGCCUUUCACAAAGCGAACAUGUGGAUUGGAGUGUACUGGGCCUUGCCAGUCAUUUUGCUGUUGUUGCCUGGUGUCCAAGUGACUUUUUAUACAUUUCAGGAAACUGAAGGUUUCUUGACUGGAAUGCAGCCAAGUGGAUAUAUAGCUUUAGCUGGAGAUCAAUUCAUAAUGCAAUGUGCUUCACUAAAUCAAUCAGUUAUCUAUAAUGAUUCCGAGAGCUAUCGAAACAAGAUUACAUGGUUUCGACAUUAUCAGAAUGGGGACCAGGCACAGCAGGUUGGCAAUGGACAUGGGGAACAUUAUCCUGAAAGGAAAUUUCUUAUGGUUUCAAAAACUGGAAACUGUUCACUCAGGUGUAUAUUCCUGUCAAAUAAGGGAUGAGAAGAUAUACCUCACAUUAGCUGUUAUCCAGAAAGACAAGACGCACUGCCAGGAUUAUGCACACAGCACAGUAGACCUACUGUCUGGUAGUGGUGAUUCAAUAACCUGUCCUGCUAUGACUUGUUACAGUGCUCCAGGACAUUUGCCAGUGAGGUGGUACAAGAAUGGGGAACUUGUGAAAUUGAACAAAAACAGACCAACUUUGGAACUUGAAAAUGAAAAACUUGUACUAAAGACGGUCUAUAAAAGAGACGCUGCCAAUUACACAUGUGAUUUAAACUACAGUGAAAACAAUACUCUGUGGAUUGUGAGAAGAAUGUUAACAGUUAGAGUUUUUGGAAAAGAAACCAAGAUACCACCAUCUAUUCUCAACCUCAAUGGUGUGGAGACUAUUAAAGCAGAACUUGGGAAACCUUUAACACUGGAGUGCAGAGUUAAUUUUGGUUUUGAAAGAAACUCUACACCUACAAUUAAAUGGUUAGUCAAUAGCAAUGACAACUCAACUGACAUCAGCCUGGAAAUGGAAGAAAGCCGAAUUGUUGAGGACGAUGGAAAUGGAAAAACUAUUAUCCACACAGCUUACUUCAGUAAAGUGACUGAAAGACACUUUAUUGCCACAUUUACCUGCUUUGCACAGAACUUUCAAGGGAACACAACUGGUAUAUUGAGCCUUAAAAAGAAGAGUCCAGUGAAUGGACCCUUUCUAACACACGUAUUGUGUGGAAUUAUUUCGACAGUCAUUUUCAUAUUUGGUGGAAGUGCCUACAUAUAUAUUCACUGGAUUGAAAUAGUUUUGUUGUACAGGAAUUAUUUUCCAUACGAUGAAACCAUAAGAGAUGGGAAGGAAUAGGAUGCCUUUAUAUCACAUGCUAACCACUCCUCUUCUGAAGACAUUUUGGAGUCUGAAGAGGGAGGUGGUGUUACAGAAGAGAUGUUUGUGUUGAAGCUCCUCCCAGAGUUCUUGGAACAGCAGUGCAGAUACAAGUUAUGCUUCCUUGAAAGGGAUGUGCUACCAGGAGGAGCUUACACAGAAGACAUUGUUGCAUCUAUCAAAAGAAGCAGAAGAGUGAUUUAUGUCCUCAGCCCAAGAUACAUAAGCAGCCCUUGCAUUUUUGAACUGCAGACAGGAAUCAAUCAACUGUUGGUCGACAAUCAAUUUAAACUAAUUCUGAUCAAGUUCAGGCCAUUGCCCGAAAUGGAUACCCUCCCUCACAUACUCAAGAAGGCACUAAAGAUUUUACCAGCAAUGAAAUGGAAUGGUUCCAAAUCUAAUCAUUCUGAUUCUACAUUUUGGAAGAAUGUCAAGUAUUACAUGCCAGUAAAGAAAACAAGUCUCCAAUGGUGAGAUCCUGGAUUGUGAUGAGUCUCUAACAUGUUUAGUUUGAUACUUUGUAUUGCAAUAUUUUAUAACAAAUGUAAGUCGCCCUGGAUAACAGUCUUGUUGUUGAAAUAAGCUAUCAUAACUUAUUGUCCGUGAUAAACAGGCAUGCCCAUAGAAAAGAGUAUUAUUGUUAUUAUAAUAAUAAUAAUAAUAAUAAUAAUAAUUAUUAUUAUUAUUAUUAUUAUUAUUAUUAUUAUUAUUAUUAUUAUUUAUUAUUAUUCUGUAUCAUUUAUUAUUUAUCUACAGUAUUACAAUGCAAGAUUAAUAAGAGUGCGCUAUAGAGUGAUCAGUGUUUACUUGUUGUGUUAUUUUACAAUAAGUGAAACUAUUAAAUGUUACUGUUUAUACAUCAAGUUUGGGCACUAAUGGGUUAAGUAUAAAGAUGUAUAUAAAAUAUUUAUAUUUGAAUUAGGCUGUAUACUGUGUGUGUGUGUAAUAUGUGUACACACACACACACACACACACAUAUAUAUAUAUAUAUAUAUAUAUAUAUAUAUAUAUAUAUAUAUAUAUAUAUAUAUAUAUAUAUAUAUAUAUAUAUAUAUAUAUUUUAAAGGCAAGUACCAUACUCUCCAGGUCAUAAGCUUCCUUGUAGCUUCUACAUAAAUAUGUUUCUGUAAUGGUGGUUCAAGCUAACCUGUAUAAUACCAAUACUACCUCUCUUAAACUCUGUCAGGUGAGCUUUUUUCAAAUUACUCUUGCUCUGUCAGAGAGCACAGCUGAAUCUAUCUAAGUCUCUGCUGUGGCUUGGUGGGCUCUAUUGACUCUGGUGGUGGAAACUUCCAGCUAAACAAUUACACUGAAUAUGCCAGGGUGUAAAUCUGUUAUUUUAAAAUGUAUGAUAUUGAUAUAUUUUCUUCACUUGUAUUAUUUAAAUGUAAUGACUUAUUUAAUGGAAGAUAUUUAUAAAUACGUAUCUGGUAUAUAUUUAUUUGCUCAAAAGUAAUUCAAGAACAAAGUGUCCUUACCGGUUGUAAAUAUUUCUUGUAGACUUUUUUCAUACAUGUUUAUCAGUCUGAUAUUCUUCUCCUUGUUAAUGGUCUAUAACUAUCACAAUAAAAUGUUGGGUGAACCACUUGCCUCACUAAUAAAAAGUGCAUGUGAAAGUGGCCAAGGCAAUCGGGUUAAUUAGAAUUAAAUUUAAGAAAGUUAUAGAAUUAGAAUUAGAAUUAAUUUAAGAAAGUGAUGGUAUAAAGAUGCAUUCACUUUUUUAUUGUGAUUAUUCCUGUUGUAUAAUAAACUAUUUUAA
Acipenser ruthenus (sterlet) is the source of this 3649-nucleotide messenger RNA. RefSeq names its product interleukin-18 receptor accessory protein-like. NCBI's taxonomy places the organism in Eukaryota, Metazoa, Chordata, Actinopteri, Acipenseriformes, Acipenseridae. The transcript has 11 exons. The record is from RefSeq and is a predicted model, not a curated record. Gene Ontology annotation, biological process: interleukin-18-mediated signaling pathway. Gene Ontology annotation, molecular function: interleukin-1 receptor activity; interleukin-18 receptor activity.